AAUCAGAGCACGUAAUUUGCAUAUGUAGCAUCUUUCAAAGGGCUUUCAGAUCGCUUGUAGCACUUCCGGAAUUUGCGACAGUUGUGUGUGUGGACUUUGAGACACAAAUUCAGCGUUUUUGAAGAUUUUGCUGUAGAGAGUUCCAGAAUUGUUUGUGACUGUGUGUGGAUAUUUUUGGGUGACGCAAAGGCGGUUGUUUUUUGUCCCCAACUGUCUGAAGACAACAAGAAACAGGCAUGCCGCUUGCCAAACGGUCUCAACGCGGGGGUCUUGGCGCGCUCAAUCCACAGAAAAAAGCAGUUCCUCUGGUCCACCAUGACAAGAAGACGACUCGCGGCGGCACGAAGCGACCAUCGGACGAGACAGCAGACGGAGUGGCCAAGAGAAGAGCAGCUUUUGGGGACAUCACAAAUGCCACCAAGCAAAAAGGAUCCGGCCUGUUUGGGUGCGUAAGUUUUGGGGAGGUAGACUCGGAUAGCGAAAGGGGAACAACAAGCCAAGACAAGCCCCUGAAGUCUGGAGAGACUGUAGCAGCCAGUACUCUCAUACAGGCCUUUGCCCAACAACUUCAAGGCAAGGAGAAAGCCAAGAAAGUGACCAAGAUCGAGAAAGUCGUGAAGGUUCUGCCAAGGAGACGUUCAGGCAGGCUUGCGUCCAAACCGGGAAAGCUCGCCAAGCCGGUUUUGCCUGGAGAUGACUCGACAGAGCCGGAGUCCUCAAGCUCACAAGGGAGUGUAUCGUCUGUGGAUAGCCUCCCAUCUUCCCAGUCAUCUGUUUCUUCCAACUGUAGCGACAGCUCUGCUAGUGAUAGUAGCAGACCAGAGUCUCCAGUUCUGAGUGUUCAGGACCUGAAUGAAAAGAACAGACAGAAGACAGAGGAGGCCAUAGCAGCAGAGGGCAAGCCCCAGGGCAUCCCCAGCAGCCCUCCCCUGUAUGACUAUGACCAGGAGAACAUCAAAGACCCCAGUCUGGUGCCUCACUACGCACAGGACAUCUUCCAGUACAUGAAGAACAGGGAGGAGAAGUACCUGCUUCCUCAGUACCUGAAGAUCCACAACGCCCACCUGGAGCCCUACAUGCGUGCUAUCCUGGUGGACUGGCUCGUAGAGGUCCAGGAGAAUUUUGAGCUGAACCACGAGACCCUGUACCAGGCGGUGAAGAUCGUGGACCACUACCUGGCCAAGACCAGGGUCACCAAGGAGAGGCUCCAGCUGGUGGGGGCAACAGCGCUCUUCAUGUCCUGCAAGUUUGACGAGAGGUGUCCGCCGCUGAUCGACGACUUUGUGUUCAUCUGUGACGACGCCUACCGACGGGAGGACAUCAUCCUCAUGGAGCAGAACAUCCUGGUCAAACUGGACUUCUUCUUAAACUUCCCCAUCUCGUACAGGUUCCUUAGGAGAUACGCUAAGUGCUCCAAAGUAGACAUGGGUACCCUGACUCUGGCCAGGUUUGCGCUUGAACUGGCCCUACAGGAGUACGAGUGUGUGACGUACCGAGAGUCCAAACUGGCAGCCGCAGCCCUGCUGCUGGCCUUCAAGAUGAAGAAACUGGGAGACUGGACUCCCACAUUGGAAUACUACUCUGGUUACAAGGAGGAUGACUUGAAAGACGUGGUGAGACACCUCAACUCCAUUGUAGCUGCACCGAGGGACUCUAGACUGAAAACUGUCCGUGCAAAAUACUCCCACAGUGUGUUCUACGAGGUUGCCAAGUUACCGCCACUGGACAUGAUUGAGGAGAUGGAGUAGAAACGCCCCCUGUCUGUUUGUGCAAAUAGUGCAAGCAAGCUUUUACAUGUAGUUGCAAUCAGGAC
Messenger RNA from Branchiostoma belcheri (Belcher's lancelet), 1813 nucleotides. RefSeq names its product G2/mitotic-specific cyclin-B3-like. The transcript has 13 exons. Gene Ontology annotation, molecular function: cyclin-dependent protein serine/threonine kinase regulator activity. Gene Ontology annotation, cellular component: cytoplasm; centrosome; nucleus. Gene Ontology annotation, biological process: mitotic cell cycle phase transition; regulation of cyclin-dependent protein serine/threonine kinase activity. The record is from RefSeq and is a predicted model, not a curated record. Lineage: Eukaryota; Metazoa; Chordata; Leptocardii; Amphioxiformes; Branchiostomatidae. The coding region runs from base 237 to 1748 and encodes 503 amino acids.